AUGUCCUCCGCACUUACCUAUCCUCUUCCCGUUCUUCCUUCUAUCCCAGACGAUCUCGAACAUCUCGACUCCCGCCAUGCUUUACCCCAUUUGAUGGCACUAAUGAAGAACACCCUCAUUCGUGGUCUGAAUCGCGUCCAUGAUUGUGCGCCUCUCAUCACUGUCGGCCACCCCACUCUUCUGCCUUUCCUUGACUACGUGCGAUCGCUCCUCGCGCAAUUGGAUGUGCACCUCGAGGAGGACGCCCUUUUUUUCUCUGCGAACGCGCUGGCAGAGGUUGCCACAACCGAAGCUAACCCUGAUACUAAGACUAUCAGGGAAUCCAUAAUGUCAUUGACGAGUUUGGUGUCGGCAUGGAUUUUGGAUGAGUCCAAGUUUUGUCCGAGCGCUCUAUGCGAGGGAGUCUCGUUUGGACCUCUCCUGGUUGGCAUUAUGCAGGCACAGAUCAGGGCGCUUACCCCUACGCUGCUCAGCUCGAUUAUAUCCCACGUGGACCUCCUUGAAUUGAUCAAAGCCAGCGUCAGUCGCAUCAGUGAACGCUCGGACAUGACCUUCCUGCUUCCUUUUGUUGUCUCGCAUCAUGAUCGUACCACCUCUACCCAUUGGCCCAAGGUUCCCGAAGGUUGUAUUGAGAUGUUCCCAACCCUCAUUCUCAAUCACCCAGGAUGCUGGCAAUUCGCGCCAUAUAAUCCCCUCACCAACGAGACUCAGAGCUUCAUCACCAUCUAAUCACCAUCUCCGCUUAAAUUUUUCUUCAGAGUUUUCUUCAUUUAUUUAUAAUUCUCCAUUUGACUGUCAUCACUCCGUACUAAAGUAAUUACAUUCGUUCUUACGAUGUGUCUGGUGACCACCCUAGAAGCUACGAUUGUUUAUCCACUUUGCUUGCAGGUCACUAGUUCAGCAUAAUCUGGAGGCAAAUUCAAAUUCAUUAAGCCUCUUGGAGGAAAGUCGGCGAAAAGAUGUAUAGCUCGCGUGGAAGACACCGCUAUUU
Messenger RNA from Suillus subalutaceus, 991 nucleotides. RefSeq lists its product as uncharacterized. NCBI's taxonomy places the organism in Eukaryota, Fungi, Basidiomycota, Agaricomycetes, Boletales, Suillaceae. Bases 1 to 729 code for a protein of 242 amino acids. The transcript has 4 exons. The record is from RefSeq and is a predicted model, not a curated record.